Molecule: messenger RNA, 1254 nt
Organism: Cynoglossus semilaevis (tongue sole)
Lineage: Eukaryota; Metazoa; Chordata; Actinopteri; Pleuronectiformes; Cynoglossidae
Gene: areg
Product: amphiregulin
Exons: 6
Coding region: 94-807 (237 amino acids)
Biological process (GO): epidermal growth factor receptor signaling pathway; positive regulation of cell population proliferation; positive regulation of mitotic nuclear division
Molecular function (GO): epidermal growth factor receptor binding; growth factor activity
Source: RefSeq, a predicted model, not a curated record
GCUGCACCCAGCAGAGAGCAAAGAACAAUCCAAGACCAGGACGUACACAAACUGAUCUGAACAGGAACGACACACACACACUCUUCCUGGGAUAUGAACACUCUUAUUUUCACCUGUCUGCUGUGCUUCGUUUUCUACAGUACUGUAAGUACUGAGAGAUUCGAGACCACAUACUCCACUGAAUUAACCAAAGCAACCGGCGGUCCAGCCCCUGGAGAGGGUCUCCAGAGCUUGCUGGGUGAUGAUGACGAGCUAGAAGCAGACGAGGAACUGUCAGGAUUGGACAAUGAAGGUUUUAUCCCUUUUGAGCCUCGUUCUGGUAACGAUGACAAGAAGAAAAGGAAGGGCAAGGGCAAGAAGAAGCACAAGCAUAGGGGCAAAACUACCACUCCGGUCAACCCUGAGCACACCAACUUCACCAGCGGCUACACGUCGACCUCCGGCACCACAGAGGACCCCUGCACCUCCACCCACCUGAGCUACUGUAUUCAUGGCUACUGCAAACACAUGGAGGGUGUGCAGGAGCCCGUGUGCAUAUGUAUGAAGGGUUACGAUGGUGAGCGUUGCGGGAUCCAAACUCUGGAAUCCAGCAAAACCAACUCUGGCCUGAGCAGUGAUACUGAGUUGGUGCAGAUGGUCUUGGUCAUCAUUGCUGUGGUCCUAUCAGUCAUCAGUUGCAUGGCCAUUCUGCUCAUGACCUGUGCUCAUUACAGGUCGCAUAAAAACUAUCUGGCUUCCUACCUGGGAACGGCAGCGGAGGAGGAGAAGCUACAGAAACCUACUGCUGCUGCUGCUAAUGUGGUGUGAAGGCAUGGAGCUCCAUGAACACACAGUUGCCGAGGCUCUAAGACAAAGCUGACGAUAGUGUGAGGAAAAAGCAAAGAAGUAGAACUGAAAGACUGUUUCAUUAGAUUACGUUUAAAAAACACACACACCUUGUUAGAAUGUAAUUUAUUUAGUGACCUUAUUUAUUGCUAUUGAAUGUGUGAAUGUAUGAAUGCUGAGCAUUCAGCUGUUUAAUGAUUCUGUAGCUUUGUUUUUUUUUUUUAUUUAUUGCACUACUAUUGUUACUGUAUAGGUCAGAGAAACACUCUUCAUUUCUAUCUGGAAAGAGAUAGAAUUUUACUGCCAAUAAAAGCGUUUCAGUGUUACGUGGCGUUGCCUUUCUUUUUUUUUAAUUCAUGUGACCAACUGUUUACACGUCCAUAUCUGGAUGGAUCUCAUACCUUACCACCCUGUGCACUCAACUCCUCU